Molecule: messenger RNA, 828 nt
Organism: Aspergillus oryzae RIB40
Lineage: Eukaryota; Fungi; Ascomycota; Eurotiomycetes; Eurotiales; Aspergillaceae
Product: putative peroxidase
Exons: 1
Coding region: 1-828 (275 amino acids)
Molecular function (GO): peroxidase activity
Source: RefSeq, a predicted model, not a curated record
AUGAAAUCCAUAAUUUGGUUUUCUCUUUUCACCGCCGCUUUUUCUAUUACAAACCCUCACUUACCACAACAUUCCAACAUGUCCAGCGAAAACGACACCCUUUCAGAAGGGCAAUACUACCGAGGCGGAGCAGACGACCUGCGCUCCCCAUGCCCAAUCAUCAACUCCCUCGCAAACCACGGCUACAUCGCUCGCGACGGCCGUAACAUCACCGGGAUCCAACUGAAGGCAGCGCUAGAACACAUCGGACUCGGCUUCGACACGGCAGGAGGCCUCGUCAAGAUCGCGUUCCAAGACCACGUCGACCCACCCGAAGGCACCCCACGCACAACAGCCAACUUCGGUCUGCGCGACGCCGGCCAAGUCAACGAAGACGGAGACCCCGUGCUAAACCUCGAUCAACUCGGCCGUCCACACGCCAUCGAGCAUGACGUCUCCGUUACGCGACAAGACCGCGCGUUGGGCGAUUACAUCCAUCUCAAUCCCGACCUGUACCAGCAACUUCUCGCGUCUUCUAGCAAUGGGACGUCAUUUUCUAUCUCGGAUAUCGGAAACCUGCGUAAGAAACGGUUCGAGCAGUCGAAGAGGGAUAACCCGGAGCUGGAUUUGGACAAGAGGAUGCAUUAUAUCGCUUGCGCUGAGGUUGGGGGUAUCAUGGGCGUAUUUGGGAAGGGGCUCUACCAUGUUCCGAAGGAGUAUAUAGAGGCGAUCUUUGGUGAGGAGCGGUUACCGUUUGACGAGGGAUGGCGGCCAAGAUGGACGAAGUUGUAUUUGCCCGAGGCUGGGGCGGUGACUUUGGCUAUUUCGCAUUAUGCGUGGCCGUUUUAG